AUAAUUACAACAACUCCUCCAUUCCUAAAUUACUUCAACUCAGUCUCCCUCUCCAUCCCUCCCCCACUUCCACAACAAUGGCCACCCACUCGCCGCCCUACGAUCUCGAAGGGGCCAUGUCCUACUCCCCCAUCCCCGCCGGCCCCCACCGCACCUCCUCCGCGGCGGAGCCCCACCGGCCCAAGAAGCUCCUCGCCAGAAUCUUGUUUUCAUCUUUCCUUUUGCUGUCAUUAGUCCUCUUGGUUGUCAACCAAAGGCCAGCCAAACUCGAUAUUGUAGAAACCACGCCGUCAACUUCAGUUAAUGAUUUUUCUCCGGCGAGGCCUCUGACUGAGCCACCGUCAAGGGGGGUGUCGAUGGGAGCGUCGGAGAAGGUUUUCCGGCGGGUUAGCGGCGGAGAGUUGACUUUUUCUUGGAGUAAUGUUAUGCUGUCCUGGCAGAGGACGGCCUACCACUUUCAACCGGAAAAGAAUUGGAUGAAUGAUCCUAAUGGUCCAUUGUUUCACAAGGGAUGGUAUCAUCUGUUCUACCAAUACAAUCAAGAAUCAGCUGUUUGGGGCAACAUCACAUGGGGCCAUGCAGUGUCAAGGGAUCUCAUCCACUGGCUCCACCUCCCCUAUGCAAUGGUCCCUGAUCAAUGGUACGAUGUUAACGGAGUUUGGACGGGGUCGGCCACGAUUCUGCCCGAUGGUCGGAUCAUGAUGUUGUACACUGGAGACACACAUGAUGUCGUGCAGGUGCAGUGUCUAGCCUACCCGGCUGACCUAUCUGAUCCCCUCCUCCUUAAAUGGGUCAAAUACCAGAAUAAUCCGGUCAUGGUCCCUCCACCCGGUAUUGGCCAUAAGGACUUUAGGGAUCCGACAACCGCUUGGCUUAGCCCAGAUGGUGAUAAGUGGCGGAUCACAAUUGGGUCGAAGAUUAAUACAACGGGUAUUUCACUUGUUUAUGAGACUGCUGACUUCUUCAAGUAUGAGUUGUUGGAUGGGUACUUGCAUGAGGUCCCGGGUACGGGUAUGUGGGAGUGCAUUGAUUUUUAUCCAAUUUCUUUGACGGAGUCAAAUGGGUUAGAUACAUCGGCUAAUGGGCAGGGUAUUAAGCAUGUGAUGAAAGUAAGUUUGGAUGAUGACAAGAAUGAUUACUAUGCGCUUGGAACGUAUGACCCGGUUAAGAACAAGUGGACACCCGAUGACCCGGAAUUGGAUGUGGGUAUUGGCCUAAGAUAUGACUAUGGGAAAUACUAUGCAUCAAAGACAUUUUAUGACCAAAAUAAGAAGAGGAGAAUUUUGUGGGGUUGGAUUAGAGAAACUGAUGCUGAAGCACUUGAUAUCUUGAAAGGAUGGGCUUCGGUUCAGUCUAUUCCAAGGACCGUUGUGUUCGACCAGAAGACAGGCAGCAACAUACUCCAAUGGCCUGUAGAAGAAGUGGAGAGCUUGAGAUCAGAUAGUUUAGAGUUCAAUGCGAAGCUUGAACCAGGAUCAGUUGUGCCCAUUGAAGUCGACUCAGGAUCACAGCUAGACAUAGUUGCCUCAUUUGAGUUAGACAAAGAGACGUUUGAGGUGACAACUGAAGCAGACAUCGGAUAUGACUGUCCUACAAGCGGUGGUGCCGUUAAUAGGGGAAUGUUAGGACCCUUCGGCAUCGUUGUUCUUGCUGAUGAAAAUCUAUUGGAGUUGACACCAAUCUACUUCUACAUUGCUAAAGGGCCUCAUGGGAAGGUCGAGACUCAUUUUUGUGCCGAUGAGUUGAGGUCAUCGGUAGCUCCUGAUGUCGACAAAAUAGUUUAUGGGAGCAAAGUCCCUGUGCUCGAUGGUGAAAACUUAACCAUUAGAUCAUUGGUGGAUCACUCCAUUGUUGAGAGCUUUGCACAAGGAGGAAGGAGAGUAAUCACAUCGAGAAUUUACCCUACAACGGCCAUUGGUGGUGCAGCGCGCGUUUUCUUGUUCAACAACGCAACAAGAGCCAGCGUCAAUGCAUCCAUCAAGAUCUGGAAGAUGAGCUCCGCCAAUAUUCGCCCGUUCCCUUUGGAUCAACUUUGACGCAUCCAAAAAUCGUUGUUUUCAUCCAUUCACACUUGAUGAAGGAAAGAGAUGGGAAAAAUUGAUUAUGAGAUUAUUUGUCUGCUGGACCUUAGCUUAGAAAUGGAAGGCUUGUCCAGCAGUUGUUCAAUAGUUUUGGCGUGUUUUUGGAUUUUUGAACAUGUGAUUUAUGUAAUUAUUUGCAAAUAAUUUAAAUUUUAAUUUUUUAAUUUCUCUUCCCUUUUUCCUCCUCUAGUAUAUCAUUACAAGGUUGUAAUAAAACAAAAUAUCAAU
Molecule: messenger RNA, 2309 nt
Organism: Sesamum indicum (sesame)
Lineage: Eukaryota; Viridiplantae; Streptophyta; Magnoliopsida; Lamiales; Pedaliaceae
Product: beta-fructofuranosidase, soluble isoenzyme I
Biological process (GO): carbohydrate metabolic process
Molecular function (GO): beta-fructofuranosidase activity
Source: RefSeq, a predicted model, not a curated record